This is a messenger RNA of Anopheles marshallii, 1164 nucleotides long. Its product is annotated as KH domain-containing, RNA-binding, signal transduction-associated protein 3-like. Gene Ontology annotation, cellular component: nucleus. Gene Ontology annotation, molecular function: mRNA binding. The record is from RefSeq and is a predicted model, not a curated record. The transcript has 4 exons. Gene Ontology annotation, biological process: regulation of alternative mRNA splicing, via spliceosome. The coding region runs from base 1 to 1164 and encodes 387 amino acids. Lineage: Eukaryota; Metazoa; Arthropoda; Insecta; Diptera; Culicidae.
AUGGCGGAUCAAGAAACGAAUGGCUAUAAUGAUGAAGCAAGUGAUUUUAAGCGCAAUAGCAAUGCUGGCCUUCGCGAGAUCGACCCAGAGGAUGAUGGUGAAGAAACGAGUAAACAGUCGGAAAAAGUGCAGGAGUACAUAAGAAACAUACUGAACGAACGGGUAGCUUUGGAUCGUAAAUAUCCCAUCGCUGAUCGGUUGUUACAAAUGGAGGUUGAAACUGCACAAAAAAAUGGUAAACCUCCCGCUAGACGAUACAUCGAUAUUUACCGGGAGAAGCCCAUCAAACUGCAGGUGAAAAUAAUCGUGCCUGUAAAGGAACAUCCGAAGUUCAAUUUCGUCGGUAAACUGCUAGGGCCGAAGGGAAAUUCGUUGAAACGUCUGCAGGAAGAAACGAUGUGCAAAAUGGCAAUCCUGGGUCGUGGCUCGAUGAAAGACCGCAAGAAGGAAGAGGAACUCCGGUUAGCAAUGGAUCCGAAAUAUGCCCACCUCAAUGAUGAUCUGCACGUUGAGAUUAAUGCGCUGGGUCCACCGGCGGAAGCACACGCCCGCAUUGCGUACGCACUAGCCGAGGUGCGGAAGUUCCUCAUUCCGGAUAGUAACGAUUUCAUCCGGCAGGAGCAAAUGCGUGAAAUGUUGGAAGAUCCGGAUUGUGAUCUACCGGUGAAAAAAGCGUACAAAAAAUCGAUCACACCACAUACGAAUGUUCAUGAUAGUCUACCAGCGUCCAGCUCACCAGUGCCUGGCACAUCCCGUGCGGUACCACCACAAAGGAAGAUUUAUUCAAUUUUGGACAAAGCACGUGCUGCGCUGGAAGACAGUCAUUUUCCACGUUCUACUGCGGUAAGAUACGAAGAGCCACGCUACGAACGGGAACAAUUCGAAUCAUCGUACCACUACCAUCAACCACCUCCACCUCGACCAAAGUAUGAAAGCAAUAAUUAUAAUGACGAUUACCGAAGAGAUUUCUACCGCAAUACCAGUUCUUACUCUGAAUCAUUGCCAGCUCCUUCCAAACCCAACACCACAUCGAUGAGCAGUCGAUCGUGGAAAUCAUCAACGUACAGUGGAAGUUCAGCGCGAGAGCAAACCGAUCUAAAACAUCACACCCCCCGGGAUCUGCAUUCGUAUCGCCAUACACCGUAUGCCCGACAGUCGAAAUAG